This is a messenger RNA of Penicillium roqueforti, 4434 nucleotides long. RefSeq lists its product as uncharacterized. Gene Ontology annotation, cellular component: nucleus. The record is from RefSeq and is a predicted model, not a curated record. Gene Ontology annotation, biological process: DNA damage response; protein polyubiquitination. Gene Ontology annotation, molecular function: ATP binding; ubiquitin protein ligase activity; ATP-dependent chromatin remodeler activity. NCBI's taxonomy places the organism in Eukaryota, Fungi, Ascomycota, Eurotiomycetes, Eurotiales, Aspergillaceae. The transcript has 5 exons. Bases 1 to 4434 code for a protein of 1477 amino acids.
AUGAGUGUCGUUGCAGAAGAUAUCACACUACCAGACGCGACUCUCGAGUCUCUAUACCCCCUCUUCCAGCAAUGCGAUGACCGUCCCACCAAGCGGCGCAAGACGACCAAGCGGGGCGGCCCAAGGAGUCUGACACAAGAAAAUGGGGUGUCAAUGACAGGAGUACCUCUGGGCUACAUUCCAUUAGCACGGUUGACAAUCUGCAUAAAACCCAGCAGGCACGAAUACAAAAGGCCUCAUGCCCCAAAUUUCUCCACCUCCCGCGUUCCAAUACUCAUAAAUGUUCGAAGCGUUCAGUUUCUCGAUGAAGAUCUGGACACUACGCCACAGCCAGAGUCGGCCGAUGGCGGUCCCAAUUAUAUGGAGCUGGAACUAUCUAGUCUCGAUGAAGAAAAAUUGCUAUUAUAUCCGUGCAAGGAUUUGAGGCUAUUUGAUCUCCUCAGGGAACUUCAGGCCGCCAGCAAACUUGCUCACGUGGAUCAGUUCUUCAAAGAUGUACCUACUUCCUGCUACCAGGCGCACCUACGUGCCUUACCAGAUGGAGCAAGCUUUACUCUCGAAACGGUUGUUCUUUGGAGGGAUUCUAUUAAAGCACCGGGUUUGAACCGCUUGGGGAAAGCAGACCUGGAAGCCUUUACAAGAUAUGUGCUGCAGGAAAAAUGUGUUCGCCCGUCUGUGUUGACAGACCUGCGCAAAUCACGCGAUGAAAUGCUCGGAACCGUCCAAAAAUGGUCUCCCCGAGAAUUCUACAAGAAUGUUCACGUUCCCAAGGCUACGGAAAGUUCGACUAAUAUCAUAUGCCCUGAUUUGAAAUGCAAGCUAUUCCCAUUCCAGAGAAGAGCUGUUCGCUGGCUUUUACAAAGAGAAGGAAGAGAAGUCGGGCCAAACGGUGAAAUAAUUCCCGUUAGAGAACGUCCAAAAAGUGACCUGCCAGUGUCUUUCAAUUCCACAAGAGAUGCCGAUGGACAGGUCUACUACUUCAGUCAUCUUUUCAUGGUUCUGACAACGGAUCUUUCCGAGUGGCGCGAUGCCGCAGAUAAUCUGAAAGGCGGAAUACUGGCAGAGGAAAUGGGGCUGGGCAAAACAGUCGAAGUGAUUGCGUUGAUAAGUCUGAAUAAGCGAGAAGAACAUGUCGAAGCUGAUCCCGGCGGGUUGAAACAUAUUGGUGCCACUUUGAUCAUCACACCACCCGCGAUUCUUGAACAAUGGAAACAAGAGUUGAAAGAUCAUGCUCCCACUCUUCGUGUUCAUCAUUACACUGGCAUCAAGCAUUGGAGAGAAGCAACUGACGAUAUGAUGGUCAAAGAGCUUGCCAAGUCCGAUGUUGUUCUGACCACCUACAAUGUCAUCGCGAAAGAAAUUUACUAUGCGAAUGAAGCUCCACAGCGAGCUCUACGGCACGAAAAGCGAUUUGAACAGAGGAGGACACCCCUCAUUCGCCUCUCAUGGUGGCGUGUAUGUCUGGAUGAGGCUCAGAUGAUUGAGAGUGGAGUCAGCAAUGCAGCGAAAGUAGCUCGCUUGAUCCCUCGAGAGAAUGCUUGGGUUGUGACUGGUACCCCACUGCGCAGAGACAUAGACGACCUGUUUGGUCUCUUAAUCUUUCUUCAUUAUGAGCCUUUCUGCUUCUCCGCCCCUUUGUGGAAACGGUUGUGUCUGUUUUUCGGGCCAGUCUUGGCAAAAAUCAUCAACACAAUCGCUCUUCGGCAUAGCAAAGGUCAGCUAUUGGAUGAGAUUCGCCUACCACCUCAAAAGCGCAUUGUGAUCACUACUCCAUUUCCAGCUGUAGAAGAACAGAGGUACGGUCAGCUUUUUGAGAAAAUGUGUGAAGAAUGCGGUUUGGACGCCUCGGGAGCCCCCCUUGGAGGCAAUUGGGACCCCGAAGACCCUGUAGUUGUCGAAAAAAUGCGUACCUGGCUAACAAGACUCCGCCAAUCGUGCCUCUAUCCUGACGUUUUUCUGCCUCAACAUCGAAUGUUAGGCUCCGGCUCUUUGCGAACUGUGGCUCACGUUCUGGAAGCCAUGACUGAGGCCAACGAGGCAGCUAUACGUACGGAAGAACGAUCGCUCCUGUUAUCUCAGCUUCGACGAGGCCAGCUUCUAGAAAAUGCAAAACGCCGCCAAGAAGCCCUCGUCAUUUGGCAGGAAGUAUUGAACUAUGCCACUCGGCUAGUUGAAGACAGCAGAGAGCAACUGCGCCUAGUGAAGACCAAAGGCGCUGCCGACGACAAAGACCAGGAUAUUCAGGAUGAGGAUGAGGACGAAGAGGACGAAGAGGCAGACAAGAACAGCCGCCUCGGUCAGUGUCGACUGAAGCUUCGAGCUGCACUCGAGGUCCAGCAUAUUGCAGUGUUCUUCACUGCGAACGCAUAUUACCAAAUCAAGAGCGAUACAAAUUUAACACAGCCAGAUUCGGAUGAGUUUAGAGCGCUUGAGAAACUUGAAGAUGAGUCCUAUGAGGCUGCAAAAGCCAUUCGGAAAGAGAUGUUGACUGAUAUCUCCCGGAAAGUCGAGCGCUACAUGAAAGAAAUCAAGAUUAAGGCACGAGACAAGAAAUUUGUGAUCAUCCCGAAAAUGGUUCCCCAUCUCUACAGCAAAGGAAUCGAGUCAUACAAUCUGCUCACCAAAUUUGAAGAUCUUUGUGACGCUCUUAACAAGCAUGCUGAGCAAUACAAGAAAUGGCGAGAUGUCAUGGUCGGACUGGUCUCUCAGGCGCUUAUUGACCAGGAAGAAGAUGCAAAGCUAGAGGGUGAUGAGUAUGAGCGGUCAACAAGACAUCAAGAUGAGAUGUACGUCUACAUGGAGGCUUUGAGGUCAAUGUACAGCGACCGUCAUGACGCUCUCACUGGUCAAAAGAAUACUCUCAUUUCCCACGAAACCAAAGCCGGAAUCGUCCAGGCCCAACGAGGUGAGGGGCCCUCUCCGCAACUAUUUCUGAAGAUCAUGGAAACUCGCAGUCAGCUUAUGCCUGAUCCUGAUCUUGGAUCGCUCCGCGGUAUUGUCAGUGAGCUUCGCAAACUUAUAACAUCGCUGGAGUGGCAAGCCACUUCGGGCAAUUCGCGUGCUCGUGCUGAACAUAAGAUCGUCGAAAUGGUUCUGAAAAACGCCGGUCAAAUGAUCGCUGAGCAACUGAAAGUAUCGGUCAAAAUGAGUAGAGAAAUUGCAACUUUCCGCGAUACCAUGAACAAUCGACUGGAGUAUUAUCGUCACAUGCAGCAGAUUUCAGAUACGGUGGCCCCAUACGAUGAGGAAAGUGCAGGCAAGCCGCUAGAUGAAUCUUCUUUUACCCUGAUGUUGGAGCAAGAGGGUAUUAUCGAAGCAAAUAUUGCUUCUCUCAAGUCUAAAGCAAGAUAUCUCCUUCACCUAAGAGAUGAUGCUAGCUCUGACAGUAAUGUUCGAGAAUGCAUUAUCUGCCAAUCGACCUUCGAAGUUGGUGUGUUGACUGUGUGCGGUCACAAAUACUGUACUAUCUGCUUGCGACUAUGGUGGGCUCAACACAAAAAUUGCCCGAUGUGCAAGAGGAAAUUGGUGCGUAAUGAUCUCCAUCAGAUCACCUACAAGCCACAGGAGCUAGUUGUACAAGAGGAAAAGACAUUUGUCGAAUUAGACCAUGAGGGUCAUUCCGAGAAUGCGAUCUACAGUGACAUCAGCUCCGGCCAUCUCAAUGAGAUCAAGAAAAUUGAGUUGGAGGAAUCUUACGGGACAAAGAUGGACACUUUAGCUCAACACAUCCUAUGGCUGCGGGAACACGACCCUGGCGCAAAAUCGGUCAUUUUCUCUCAAUACGGGAAUUUCUUGUCGAGGUUACAAAGCGUAUUCCAAAGCUCUGGAAUAGUCAGCACCAGUAUUGACUCUCCGGGUGGCAUUGAGAAAUUCAAAUCAGACCCGGCUAUUGAGUGCUUUUGUUUGCAUGGCAAAGCACAAUCAUCCGGACUGAAUUUGACCGUUGCAACCCAUGUCUUUUUAUGCGAGCCACUCAUCAACACUGCCAUCGAGCUCCAGGCAAUUGCUCGAGUGCAUCGCAUUGGCCAAAAUAGACCAACAACAGUAUGGAUGUACCUUAUCUCCGGCACGGUGGAAGAAUCCAUCUAUGAGAUCUCAGUAACCCGACGCCUGGCCCACAUCAUGGAGAAAGAGAAGCAAGUCAAAACAGCACUCUUGACAUCUCCUGCUGAUGGCGAUAAUGUUACUGAAGCGGCUAUUGAAUCUGCAAACUCGAUGGAACUAGAAGAUGCCACUCUCGCAAACCUGAUGCAACGCGGCGACGUGGGUGAGAUGGUGAAGAAGGAUGACCUUUGGCAAUGUCUGUUUGGCAAUGUCAAGCGGAAGGAUGACUGUAGUACUUCGGCUGAGGCAGAAAGGGAGAUUGGUCGGUUCUUGAGAGGCGAAGCUGCUGAUCAAAGAAUGGAGGAUUUGAGAGACAGACUCCCACUUUGA